Hemibagrus wyckioides is the source of this 1015-nucleotide messenger RNA. It is a transcript of the gene bcl2l10, whose product is annotated as BCL2 like 10. The coding region runs from base 155 to 691 and encodes 178 amino acids. Gene Ontology annotation, molecular function: protein homodimerization activity; protein heterodimerization activity. The transcript is spliced from 3 exons. Gene Ontology annotation, cellular component: mitochondrial outer membrane. The record is from RefSeq and is a predicted model, not a curated record. Gene Ontology annotation, biological process: regulation of apoptotic process; extrinsic apoptotic signaling pathway in absence of ligand; intrinsic apoptotic signaling pathway in response to DNA damage. Lineage: Eukaryota; Metazoa; Chordata; Actinopteri; Siluriformes; Bagridae.
UUCUUUCCUUUUGUAGAACUAUUACUUAGGGAAUCGAAACUGUGACGUAGACAGGGGCGGGGAAACGCCGCUGCUAAAAGGCUCGCACUGCCGCUCUGUCUUCCGGUUUGGGCUCAAACUGUCGCUCGGUGCUCUUGACAUCGCUGGGAGGAAAAUGUCCUGUUGGUUAAGAAAUGAGACUCUGACGCUGGCUAAGGAUUACAUCGACUUCUGCAUCGGGAUCCAGCGGACUCCUCCCAGCGAGUCGGCCAACGCCAUGCGCCGUUUGGGGAAAGAGCUGGAGCUUCAGCACAGGUCCAAGUUCCUGUCUCUCGCACAGAGUUUCCUGUCGACAUGCGGCUCGACCCCGGAGCCGAGCGCCUGCUUGUGCAGGGUCAUGACCAUGCUGGUGGAAGACGGAAAGCUGAACUGGGGGAGGAUCGUCUCUCUGUUCGCCUUCACGGGAGUCGUCGCCAACGAGAUGUUCUCCAGAGAAGAAGACGUGGAGAGCUGCAGGAGACUGGCAGAGACCAUCGCCGACUACCUGGGGGGGGAGAAGAGUGAAUGGCUGCUGGAGAACGGAGGCUGGGACGGUUUUUGCCAGUUCUUCCACAGCUCGUCUCAGGUGCCUCAGGAGUCCUCCAUGAAGACGGCUCUGUUUGCAGCAGCGGGUGUAGGAAUAGCUGGACUCACCUUCCUCCUGGUGCGCUGACCCGCUCUCCGUCCACCUCUCACGCUUCUCCUCUCGGUUCGGCUUUCAAACUCGGAGAAAAAGAACCGACUCCACCAAACUAUUUAUUAGACCACCACCAGCAGCAGCUCUGGCACAUCUCACUAGAAUGACGACAUUUCCUGAAAUAUUCCGGGGUUUUUUAUGGUCACACGGUGCACACGGUUUUUAUUCUUUAGAUAAAUGUUUCAGUUUUAUCUGUUUCUUCACUCAUCAUGAUGAUUUUUAUAAAGUAUGGGUUCCUGUAUGUCAGUGUGUGUGGUUUACAUACAUACACACACACACACACACACACACACACACACA